ACCGUUAAGACAAAUGCGGUUGCUAUCUUGUCAUAGCAUGUUUGUGCCUUCUGUCAGCUAUAAAUACCUGCUGGGUUGUAGAACAUACAAUAUGCGCAGUCGCAGCACGUGUGAAUCGCGAUCACGGCCUACUGUUGCGUUUUCUUAUUACGCCUGAAGCGUAGAGCAACAGUAACAGCAACGAAACAUAUGAACGAAACAUUUUUUACCGCAGCGUGUAGCAAAAAAACCGCAUUACAUACCUUUGUCUUUUUGGUUGAAAAUACGUAUUUCUUGUUUCACGGGCAAGCAUGGCGAACAAUUUUGAGGACAUAUGCGAAAUACGAAAAAGUGAUCAGUUAGGCAGGUUUCUGGUCGCCAAUCGGGAUAUCAAACCAGGUGAGCUUAUAUUGGCCGAAGAUCCAAUCGUUGUAGGACCCUACUGGGAUGCUGAUAUUAGCUGCCUGGGAUGCCUUGGGCCUGCGUCGAGAACAUGCAGAGUGUGUUUAAAGGGGCCGCUAUGCCGCGACUGUUCGCGACACGAUCCAGUGGAGUGCAGUUUUUAUGAACAAGCCUCAAAAUUGAACAAAAAUUUUCUCUUCGAUCACUUCAAUAUCAUUACUCCACUUCGCUGUCUCCUACUGUAUCGUAGUGAUCGAGACAAGUAUAACGAGAUGAUGGCCAUGGAAUCGCAUUUCGAAAGUCGCAGGGAUACAGAAAUUUGGCACAUCCACAAUCAGUACGUGGUUGAGCCGAUGUUGAAUGAAAAGGAUUUCCAACAGAUCGACGAUCUCACAGUUACGGGAGAGCUACUGCAGCGUAUAUGUGGCAUUUUGGAUGUAAAUACGUUCGAGAUACGCGGAAAUAUGGACAGCCAGGGAGUGCAGAUGAAUAAUUUAGCUCGAGGGCUGUAUCCGAAAACAUCACUCAUGACACACAAUUGCCAAACGAACACAUUGAUUGCCGUUGACGGAAUGUCUAAGCUGCGAUUAUAUUCGUCCAUCGGCAUCAAAGCAGGAGAAUUGUUAUAUUAUAACUACACUCGGGUAUUAUUUAGCACAUUUGAAAGACAAACGCAUCUUAGAAAAGGAAAAUACUUUAUAUGUAACUGUGCACGCUGCAGCGAUCCAACCGAAUUGGGCACCCAUUUAAGCUCACUAAAAUGUACGGCCUGUGACGAUGGGUUAUGUGUUUUCCAUCCAGAAACACCAAAAUGGGAAUGUCUUACGUGUGGCCAUCAACUGCCUAGGGAGUAUGUCAAUCAGAUCAUGUGCGAGGCCAGAGACGAUAUUUCCAGCUGUGCUCUUGAUAGUCGUAACCUGGAGAAAGUAAUAGGAAAACAUUCAAAAACGCUCAAUCCACACCAUUCUCUUGUACUAGAAGCAAAGCAAAGCCUUGCUGGUGAGCUACGGAACAUGUGCAUGUCUUAUGAUAUACACAACGUACCUCGUCAAGCCUUGAAACGCAAGCUAGAACUAUGCGAAGAGAUGCUGCAAAUAUUACGCGUACUGGAUCCGGGUGUAUCAAGAUUAACGGGGAUUGCUUUGUAUGAAUAUCAUGCAGCAUUAGUUGAUUUAUCACGCCGCAACCACGACAUAGGAGAGAUCAAAACUCCUGAACUGCUGGAACGCCUGAAACUGUCAGAAGCUGCUUUAAAGGAAGCUAUAGGUAUGUUAGUAUUUGAGCAUCGUACGACGCCAGAAGGUCAACUAACAAAAAAGGCCAUGUGUGAGCUAAAAGAACUUCGCGAAUAUAUACAAAAAGUACAAGCUAUGGAAGAAGACGAACGUACGGAUCGGCAAGUUAGAGGAAAAUGUAACAUUAAUGCAGGAAAGUGUAAAAAAUAACAGCACAGUGUAGCGGUUACGAUUGAAUUAUUGUUUGAUCUAUGAUGUGAAGCAUAUCUUUCAAAAUGUGCGAUCUGUUUUGGCAAUCCGGUGGUUGACAGUAAACACACUCUGUCAGAAGAUUUUGUAGCAUCUUUGAAGCUUCACCAAGCACUGGGAAUGCUUCAGCAUCACGAUCGUAAUGAAGCAAUCCUUUAGCGUAGUGUCCAUUUAAAUUUUCUAGCAGUAACUGAAAUAAAAAAUGAUGCAUAAAAAAUAGAUUAUUCGUACAACAUUUAACAGCAACGUGACAAUGCGGAGACACCUGCAGUUUUACCUUAGCAGUCAGUAAACUUAGAAACCUAUACUGGGGUUUCCGAGCCAUUUUCCAAAGUAAACAGCAUUAUUCAUCGCUUGCGAGAUGUUAAACUGACUCAAAACGCUACGUUUAAUGGUGUUUACAUUGGAAAGUGACGAGACAAAUCUUAGAAGACCAGUGGUAUACUCUAGUAGAGGUUUGACAUACGAUUCAUUUCACUCGGAGACGGAUGCAAGACAAUAUGAAUCAGUGAGUGCAACGGGUGCGCUUAGUCGGACUCAUUGUUGCUUACGCAGCAUUGGGUAUGCGCAAUAUGUUGGUGCGAGUCAGAGUCUUCCGUAAGCGUACCGGAGUCGUUCGGGUCGACCGGUAAAGUGCUAGUAGGUUCAGUAGGUGUUCAAGAAUGCAAACGCGAUUCCGAUUCGUUGGUGCAGCCGAGCCUUUCGGGUCGAGUCAGUCCAAAGUAGAUCCAAGAGCCAACCCCAAUGCACUGCACCAACGGGUCAGAGUCGCCUAUGCUUUCUUGCUUUCAUCUGCUGCUCAUUCGGAUCGAACCGAAAUCACUGCACCACCCACGGGUCGGAAUCGAAUUCCGGUUGUCUUGCACCGGACACCGGGUCGGAUCGUGAAAUGAAUCGUAUGUUUUACCACUAGUACACUCACUAAGCGUCACUCAACCGAUAGCCCAGUCUGACAAAACCUUUCAACGUGAGUGUUUUAAUUACAGUAAUAAAAAAAGCUAUUUUGCGAAAAA
This is a messenger RNA of Anopheles arabiensis, 2878 nucleotides long. Its product is annotated as SET domain-containing protein SmydA-8-like. The transcript has 7 exons. The record is from RefSeq and is a predicted model, not a curated record. NCBI's taxonomy places the organism in Eukaryota, Metazoa, Arthropoda, Insecta, Diptera, Culicidae. Bases 291 to 1826 code for a protein of 511 amino acids. Gene Ontology annotation, molecular function: protein binding.